UCCAUUCAGCGCGGUGAUGGGGUGUAAUGUGAUAUGGAGGGGGCGGAGCUCUACAUAACCCGAGUGAGGCUGAGCUUCGGGCUCUGCAGUUCUUUCGCAGCGCCUGAGGAGGAAGAGCAGGAUCAGCUGAAUUACAGAAGAAUAAACAACCAGGAUAUUUAAUAAAUAGCAGUGUUAAACUGCUGAAAGAGGUGAAGCACAAGCCAUCCAGAAGAAUCUCCUGAAAACGCAGAAAUUGUUUGCUACAUUUCAGACAGAUGGAGCCAAGUCCCAACAUGGAGAAACAUCAGCACUUUGUCAAGAGUUUUACUAAACAGAGUGAUCUCAAAAAACACCAGCGCAUUCACACAGGAGAGAAACCGCAUCACUGCUCAGACUGUGGGAAGAGUUUUACUGCACAGAGUACUCUCAAAAAUCACCAGCGCAUUCACACAGGAGAGAAACCGUAUCACUGCUCAGACUGUGGGAAGAGUUUUACUGAACAGAGUAGUCUCAAAAAUCACCAGCGCAUUCACACAGGAGAGAAACCACAUCACUGUUCAGACUGUGGGAAGAGUUUUACUCAACAGAGUACUCUCAAAAUACACCAGCGCAUUCACACAGGAGAGAAACCGUAUUACUGUUUCGACUGUGGGAAGAGUUUUACUAAACAGAGUACUCUCAAAAUACACCAGCGCAUUCACACAGGAGAGAAACCGUAUCACUGCUCCGAUUGUGGGAAGAGUUUUACUAAACAGAGUAAUCUCAAAAUACACCAGCGCAUUCACACAGGAGAGAAACCGUAUUACUGUUUCGACUGUGGGAAGAGUUUUACUAAACAGAGUACUCUCAAAAUACACCAGCGCAUUCACACAGGAGAGAAACCGUAUCACUGCUCCGAUUGUGGGAAGAGUUUUACUAAACAGAGUACUCUCAAAAUACACCAGCGCAUUCACACAGGAGUGAAACCGUAUUACUGUUUCGACUGUGGGAAGAGUUUUACUCAACAGAGUAAUCUCAAACUGCACCAGCGCAUUCACACAGGAGAGAAACCGUAUCACUGUUCAGACUGUGGGAAGAGUUUUACUGAACAGAGUGAACUUAUAUUACAUCAGUGCAUUCUCAAAAGAUAGAAAAGUAUCCCAAAUCUGUUCCUCUGCCAUAAAAAAUGCAAACCUUAAAUCUUUCAGACAGCAAAAACACCUCAUCAUGCACAAAAUCUUCACUCUGUUACAAGAACUUCAUUUAAAAAUGGCUUUUUACAGGUUCAGAAAAAUGAAUCUUAUCCAGAGAUGAUGUUUACUGAAUUUCAUGCUGUGUUUUUAUGUAUGUUUGUAUACCUACAUUAGUUAAUGCCUGCAGAGCUCUUCAACACUUAGUGUUGUGUUUUAAGAAGUUUUUACACACAGAAUCAUAAAUGGUACCACUAACAGCUUAAACUAGGAACAUACAUUUUUACAAUUUUUUCAGUGAUAUGCUGAAUAAAUAGUAAAGCGAUGAUGCUAGCUCAGAGUAAAAUCGUAUAUUAAAUCUCAGCAUUAGCUUUAGAACUAAUAAUAAACAAAAGUGAGGAUUUUAUCAUUCUGGGACAUUUUUAGGUUUAAAAAUUGAAUAUGCUUUGCCAUAAGUAGGAAAUGAUCAUUUGGUCAGCUUAUGUCAUUUACAGCCUUAACACAUUCUCAAUUGUUUACGUAUAAAAACUUUCUUUAUUUUUUCCUCCACUCCACGUUUGUAGUUGUAGUUGGAGCGAGGGCACUGCCAGUGUUUGCUCCAGAUGUUAGAUUAGCAUUACUUAGUCUUUUAAAAUGUAGAUGUCGUAGUUUAAAGGAGUAGAGUAUUCUUAGGAGUAGAGAAUAUUCUUAGCUUGCAACAAAAGGCCAACAAAAUCCUUUUCAGAGUUAAAAAAAAAAAAAAAAAAAAACG
Messenger RNA from Astyanax mexicanus (Mexican tetra), 1902 nucleotides. Its product is annotated as zinc finger protein 239-like. The transcript has 2 exons. NCBI's taxonomy places the organism in Eukaryota, Metazoa, Chordata, Actinopteri, Characiformes, Acestrorhamphidae. The record is from RefSeq and is a predicted model, not a curated record. Bases 258 to 1112 code for a protein of 284 amino acids.